Liolophura sinensis is the source of this 3686-nucleotide messenger RNA. RefSeq names its product FAST kinase domain-containing protein 3, mitochondrial-like. The coding region runs from base 1309 to 3309 and encodes 666 amino acids. Gene Ontology annotation, cellular component: mitochondrial matrix; ribonucleoprotein granule. The record is from RefSeq and is a predicted model, not a curated record. NCBI's taxonomy places the organism in Eukaryota, Metazoa, Mollusca, Polyplacophora, Chitonida, Chitonidae. The transcript is spliced from 7 exons. Gene Ontology annotation, molecular function: RNA binding. Gene Ontology annotation, biological process: mitochondrial RNA processing; regulation of mitochondrial mRNA stability.
AUCUGCAGGAAGUUAAAUUAGCCACCGUCCUCCUCAUGGAUGUUGUACUUUAUACCUAUAUGAAGGUAAAUUAGGCACAUUUUAUAUAGAUGCCGGGGGAAAACCACCGUCUUGCCAAGUACCUGUAUAUUGUAUAGUCCUACAGGCCUAUGAACCCCAUGUCGGGACAACGGGUCUGGAGAGGCCGUGGGCUGUUGGGUCCUUAUGAUAUAGAAUACCUUGUCUUAUUCAUCAUCUCUCUUCGAUAGUUCGAUAAUUUAUACCGAUAAUUUAUAAGAUACCUUGUCUUAUUCAUCAUCUGUUGUCUAUAGUUCGAUUAUUUGGAGAAGCCCUGUAGUAAAUAAAAUUUAAGUUAAUAGUAUGAGAUAUACAGUGAUAUAAUCCGUAUGUCUUUUUAGUGAACACAAAUGUGUAACUAUAUCCCACUACUUAACAUUUCGCGCCAUGUGUGUGGUCAUGCGCACUACACCGUCCUCCUGAUGGAUGUCCGUUCUCCUGGUGGAUGUACUUCCGUUCCCCUCGUGGAUGUAGGCUGACGAGUACUGUUGCAUAGGUCUCCACUGGCUUAGCUAAGUUCCCUCCCAACCGGAACUUUCAGGUCUUCAAGCACUUUCUCUUUCCAGUCAGCAGAAGAGGGUUGAUUAAAAAGCUACACUUAUAAAACAGUCGGUUGUUGGACUAAUAACAAAUUAACCUGUUAUUCAAUAAUACAUGUAUGUCGGAUUGGGGUUCACGAAAAACGCUCAUACAUUCUCGAAAACAUGACGUUAAGCACUGGAUGCCCUUUUGCUAAUCUGUUGAAGUAACACUUUUAGCUUUAACAUUCCAUAUUUGUUGGGUUGUUACAUUAACGGCACCCUUCGAACACGGCACGAAGCCAACCUGGUGAGGUUUUCCGGUCUGGAUAAGGACGCCUGCUGGCAAUGGUACCUCAACUGUGUCAUCACUUCCGGAAGACAAGAGGCAUUAAGUUUUGGAAGGAAAACAACACAUGCACGUGGUCUCCUGUCAUUUCGCACAAAGAAACACUCCUAGAUGGUUAAAAUUACUUGUGUUCGGAAAUAGUGUAGAUUUGUGUCAAAUGAAAAGGACUGAGGGUGUUGAAUUGGCAUAGCAACCCUCGUCAUCUUAACUACAACAACACGCCCUUGGCUUAUACAACUGCAUUAUGUAAAAUUGACUAUUUCGUAAUGUGAAUAAUCUAAAAAUUAGUCGCCCGACGGAGAGCAGUAGCGAGGACAAGAAACACGGACUCGGCUGAACACCGACAGGAAAGAAGCCAAGUUUGUUUAGUUCGGGGUUUAUGUAAUGGCUCAUUCAGGGGUGAACAACUCUGUUUUGACCUUACGAUGGUUGACUCGUGUAGCUGCCUGCUGUCGCACACUGCCUAAGCAUAGGCGUGGUGUGUUUCUGACUGCUGGAUGCGUGAGGAGUGUGCAGAACGACUCUACAACACGGGUUACAGGAGAAAAGAAGCUGCUGAGCCUCUCAUCCCUGAUACGACAAGAUGGACUGGAAAUCCAGGAGCUGCCAAUCAUUGUGAAGAGAGCAUCUCAGACGUUCUCACCUUUUUCCAAGAUAUUGUCUUGUGCGGACAGUGUGAAAAGCUUGACUGAACAGGAUGAGAAUUUUAAACUCAACUUACAAAACUGUGUGACUGUGAAGCAGGUGUUUAAGUUGUUAGAAGUUCCGUCUGAUCAAGUUACUGGAUACUCAGCGGCCUUUGCCCUGCAACGGAUUUCUCAACUUCGAGAAACCUCUGUGGCAUGGGAUGGGGAUGACAUUGACAACUUCAUCAGGACUGCAGUUAUGAACGAGCUCUAUGACACUGUCAUCAGAGACAUCAGCUGUUUGUCUGACGAGACACUUAUCGGUCUAGUCAAGUGUUACCUCUCGUCCGAUAACUUUAGUAAACAGUGUGUUCUUGCAAUAAACACCGAGAUAGAAAACAGGUUGGCAGAAAGUAAGUUUGACCUGGAUGAUUUGUGUAAGAUAAGUAAUGACCUGCUGAGACACAGAAGCACUGAGCAGGACCUGAUAGAGAAAAUCUGGGCUCACGUAGGUAUGCGGACUGGGGACCUGAAUGAGAAUAAUAUUACGAGUAUAUACCGAUCCCUGCCAGUCAAUCAAAAGCACCUCAUUAAAAUCCUUGAUCGCCAUCUUUUACGGUGUUGGUGGAAGUUAACAGGGGAAGAUGUAGCCCACGUCAUGCCUUGUUUGGUAAGAUUGAAAAGUGAAAAUAGAUCUGUGUUAACAGCUUUUGGAAAAUGGGUUUUUAUGAAUUUUCACACGAUAACUGAUGCCCAGUUGACAAAUGUUCUUGCCGGCUUUGUCAAGUUUAACUUUUAUGACGCUAAUUUGGUGAAAGCGCUGGAGCGUUACAUCCCAGCAAAAGACGUGAAACUGGACACAAACUUAUUGGCUCUGGUGAUGGAGUACAGCAGAAGUCAGCGCUUUCUGUCUCCCUGUAUCUUGGACACUGCUGCUGCACAUUUUCAGCAGAACUACAAAGAUUACAAACCUCUUCAAGCCUACUCCAUUCUCAGAACGUUUGGAUACCUCAGCUAUGCCCCGAGAAAUUAUCAACUUUUUAUGUGUAUUGAAGAUUAUCUUGAGCAGAAGUUCAAUCAGUUUUCUAUCCCCCAUAUUACCGAGUUGCUGUGUUCAUUCUCAUUCAUUGGAAGACACCCUAUUAAUUUUGCUGAGAGAGUCUUCUCUGCAUCUUUUCUCAGCCGGGUACAUAGUAUGAAUGAUGAAGUCCUAAAAUGCAAAACAGAGAAAAGUUUGGAGAUGCUCCAGUCAGCUAUUAUAUUAGAGACGAAAGAGAGAGUUAAUAAUCUGUAUAAAGUUCAGGCACCAUCUUCUCAUUGUUGGAUGGAUGAGAGGCAUCAUAUGCUGCAUAACCAGAUGUACGAAGCCUUGGUUAGCCUGGUGGGACCAGAUAUGGUCACCCGUGCUAGACUAUCCAGUAGGAGUGCUUACUUCAUUGAUUUCGCUCUAUGCUGUCACCCAGAUGGGACACUCAUGAAUAAUUCCUACAUUUCUUUGAAGAACCACCUGUAUCCUCACAAGUAUGCAGUAUUGCUUCAAAUGCCAGAAUCCUACUGUGUGAACACAGGUCACAUGUUGGGAGAGUUUGCCAUGAGGAAACGACAUCUAAAACUGCUGGGAUAUCAUGUGAUUGAGUUCCCAUAUGAAGAAAUAAAACAGUUAUCAUCUGUAGAGAGGGAGGAGUACAUAAAAAGAAAAUUGCCCAAGGUAAAGAUUCCCAAAGUGAAACCUGUGGUGACAUCGCUGGAAGACUCAUGACCUUGUGUAAAGUUAAUGGAAGUGAAACCUGUGGUGACAGACCUGAAAGACUGGUGGCAUCAUGUAUAAAGAUACGUAAAGUGAAACCAGUAGUGACAGACCUGAAAGACUGGUGGCAUCAUGUAUAAAGAUACGUAUAGUGAAACCAGUAGUGACAGGCCUGAAAGACUCAUGGCAUCAUCUGUUACAUUGCACUGAAGCUGAGAAUGCUGUUAUUCACUUGAUGGAUAGAAUGUUGUGAACGAUGUGAUCUUGUUUAUGGUCUUUCUGGGAAUUUAAGAUUUGAAGUGAUAAAGUAAAUAUAAGUAAGUCCCAAGAUUGCUUUUAGUACAAUGAAUGUUCUUAUUUUUAAAUUACAAAGUAAAUAAAUAUAAACU